GAGGUAGUAGUAUAGCCUAUAUGCGAGUAACACUCCAAAAAACCUCACGGUGCCGGUGCCCAACUCAUAAGCAAAUUGAAUUCCUUUAGAACCUCUGGAAUCUGGAACCUCUCAUAUGUCAUACGCAAAGCUCGAAUUGCAGAAGCUCGUUCCAGAAUCUUAUGGCUCGUGAUGUUGGGGUUUGUGACAAGUGCCUACGGAAUUGUUUGUUGAACCAUAAACGAAAGCAUGAUCUUGCUCCGGUGGUUCCCUCUUUUUUCAAAGUCAUGUUAAACGAAUCUUGUUCAGAAGUCCUGAUUUUGCCUCCUAAAUUUAGCAGAAUGUUUAAAUCAUUGGUAGGAAAGACAACCUAUCUCAAGGAUUCAACAGGCCAGACAUGGGAAGUGGUUUUGUCUGUUGUAGAAGACUCUCUUGGAUUCCAAAAGGGAUGGCGUAAAUUUUACCUGGCUCACGGCAUUGAGCAAGGUGAUUUUGUGGUAUUUCAUUACAUCGCCGGAUCACAUUUCACUGUUGAAAUCUAUGACAGAAGUGCAUAUGAAAAAAACUUUCCUGGUGAAGAAAGCUAUCAGAAUAAGAGACCUAAAACUACUAGAGAAUCUGAUCCUGAUUUAUAUCAUGAACGACAACCACCACAAGAAUAUGAUCUUUCCGAUGUCUGUGAUGUUCCUAGAUCACACAAUGGCAUCAGUCCGAGGCAGGAUGACUUGAAUUAUGCAAGUAAGUCACUUAAGGUGGUAGGAAAUGUUCGAGGCCGGGAAAACAUCAACAAGAUCCCCCAGGUUGUUCCAGAGGCAGAUCUUUUACUGGAGCCAUGCUUCAUUACUGGCAGAGAAACAGGUUUCGCCAGAGAAGACAAUAGAGAACAUCUUUUGGACCUGUCUGCCUUUGAGUUGCCUGAUUUUUCCACUGAAUUUGAUAGAGACCAUCUAUCUGAUCUGUCCACCUCCAAGAUGACCAUCAAGAAAGUAGAUGCCACAGAAGACAAUAGAGAACAUGACCAUCUAUCUGAUUUGUCCAUCUUCAAAAUGACCGACAAAAAAGUAGAUGCUGAUCAUAUGGGUAAACUCCAAGUUCAAGGGAAAAAAUGUUCUCAAGUGUCUGGUGCAUUGCACAAAGCUCAAAAUACAGAUGCUUCAAUUGAUAUAAAGAAGCGCCCAAUUAUUCAAGGAAAUGGCACUGUACUUUCAACCACUUCACAAAAAAAUGAAGUAAACUCAAGAUCUGAAUGUAAGCCAGUUCCCAGAAGUUCUCCAAGGUUUGACAUGUCCUUGAACGCAAUUGGGCCUCUGAAAACUAUCAGGAAAUCAGACACUUUGGAGUUUUCAGCUGCAUCAGGUUAUAGUCAGCCUCCAGGGGGAAAAAUGAGAAUAGUCAAGCAAGAACCAAAAGAGUUUAAUAAGGAGGCCGAGAGGAACUACAGAGAUCUUGGUGUGAACUUAAAUCCUAUGGAAAAUAAUGUUAACAUCAUCAAUAUCGUGAAGUCAGAGCCUGUUGAUUCGUGGGAAUCUGCAUCUGCACGGAUUACAUGCUUGGUACCACCAGACAAUGAAUCUUUCCUUGAGUUGCCUGAACCUUUACCCAUAAAGGGGCGUAGGAGCUCAAACAAGAAACUAAUCUAUCUUCGAAAUCCAUCUGGAAAAGAUUGGCCGGUUCUUUGCCAUAUAAGGUACGGCCUCCAGAUUUUGUCAAGUGGGUGGAACGCAUUCACAAAGGCCAACAACAUUCGUCCUGGAGAUGUGUGUGCAUUUGUGGUUGAUAACAUAGACAAAGGAAUCUUCCGUGUUGAAGUUCUCAAAGCGUAAGACCCUCUUCAUUGUGCAUGAAACAUCUCAGGAACUGAUUCAGAUUACCAGGUACUUUAAUUUGCUGUUGUAUAUGUAUUAAGAUACCCGCUUUUGUCGAGGGAUGCUGCUGCUAAUUGCUAAAUGCUAGUACAUCGUUGUAGUUGGAACUUGGGUGUCUACUUUUGUGAAUGAAUUGGUAUAAAUACUUUCAUUGUGUAUUGCUUUUUAAAA
Molecule: messenger RNA, 2015 nt
Organism: Beta vulgaris subsp. vulgaris (sugar beet)
Lineage: Eukaryota; Viridiplantae; Streptophyta; Magnoliopsida; Caryophyllales; Amaranthaceae
Exons: 6
Coding region: 162-1802 (546 amino acids)
Molecular function (GO): DNA binding
Source: RefSeq, a predicted model, not a curated record